Molecule: messenger RNA, 2402 nt
Organism: Aspergillus aculeatinus CBS 121060
Lineage: Eukaryota; Fungi; Ascomycota; Eurotiomycetes; Eurotiales; Aspergillaceae
Product: flavin monoamine oxidase family protein
Exons: 2
Coding region: 379-2106 (575 amino acids)
Biological process (GO): amino acid catabolic process
Molecular function (GO): polyamine oxidase activity; L-amino-acid oxidase activity
Source: RefSeq, a predicted model, not a curated record
CUAGAUUAAGCCAUACUGUGUCACCGACCCAGUCAACUUGGCGGCGAUCGCCACAGUUUCAUGCAUCACCGACAGAAUAGAGUUAAGAUUUGCCAUGAGGGUGGUCGCUCCCCACCACAUAUUCAGUAACAGAGAAACACAGAUUACGGGACUCGAUGCAAGUAAAAGUGAAUGUAUCCGACAAUAGAAGAUUGAUUGGCUGUGUGGAAUGUGUUUGUUGACGAAAUGACGUUGUGGCAAUGGGUGCAAUGGCCUAAGCAACCUAAAAAGUUACCAGCGGUCAAAACAUAAAAGUUGAGAUCAGCCUGGGUUGUACUCUAAUGGUAGGAAUCAUCUUAGUAGCCUGGAACUGUUUUCCUUGCCAAAUAUACUUUCGAGAUGAGAAUCAAUCUAUUGUCUCUUUGCCUCCUCCCAGGCCUUGAUCUCACACAAGGCCUGCAAUUUCCACUCGGUCGGGCAAAGGCACACAAAGGUCACGCAGACGCGAGCUUGGUUCAAUUUCUCGGGCCUUACCUUGUUGAGACCGGCUCUGUCCAGAAUAUCCAGCUUAAUUUCGCACAGGAGAGCUUUGCAGGCAAGCUCCAUGUCGUCUAUGGGGACUGCAACUUAGAACAAGCAGCCGAUGCAACUCAGAUAGUGGGAAGCUUCGAGGUACAGAGUACGGAACACCCAGAUCGGCUUGUAUGGGUUGUACCCUCUGAUGCACAGGAAUCACAAUGUCUGCUUGCUUUUCACGGAUGUGCUAUGGUUGGCCGGUCGCCGCCUAUCUCUUUGGAACAAGCGCCAGAUCAUCCUAAAGAAGAUUCUCGGAUCGACAAGGACUCUGUAAUCUGGUUCAAUGCGGUCGAAUACACUCGAUCGCGGUUCCACGCCAAGGCGGUGGUGAAUAGCGCUGCAGCGAAGAAUUCCAGUAUCGCCAUCGUGGGCGCAGGCAUCGCGGGGCUUUUGACCAGUCAUUUGCUAAGCUCGGUCGGACUACACAACUGGCAUAUCCACGAGGCCUCCCAGCGUCUAGGGGGGCGAAUCCGAACAGGCUACCUCAAUGGCACCUCACCCGAGGAUUAUCAAUAUUUUGACAUGGGCCCCAUGCGACUACCCACCAAAAUCAGAUACACCGGCACCACCGAGGUCCUGCCGUUUGAAGAUCGCCGACUAGUGAUCAGUCUCAUUGACAAGCUCAAUCGACUCAAUGCCGACCACCACCCGGAGUUAAAGAUGGAGUUCCUUCCUUUCGACGUGAUUACCGAUGAGGAGGACGGGCCGAGCCAUACGCUUAAAGACCUGGAUGAACGCGAUCAACAGAAGUAUACCGAGUUCCUAGCUAACAAGAUGUUUCAGGCUCACAAGGCUGCAUUGGCUGUGGGGAGUACGCACUGGUCUGAAGGCGCAUACCUGCGCCAGCUCCUGAGCCCGAAGGAUCAGAUGAUUAAUUACAUCGCCGACCGGGAAGAUACGCCUAUCUGGGAGAGCCUAUACUGGAACAAGUAUUUCGCGGCCUCAAGCUGGGAAACUCUGGACAAAGGAUUUGAGUCGCUACCCAGAGCAUUCGCGCCUCAUGUAACGGACAAGAUCACGCUGGGCCGUCGAAUCAGCGGGUUGAGCCAUGACGUAUCGACAAACAAAAUCUCUUUAUCAUGGCGCAAUGAUCCGAAGGACCCGGAAAGCAUGGAUGAACAUUACGACUAUGCCGUUGUCGCUGCUCCGUUCAGCAUGGUGCGUGCCUGGGAGUUGCCGGAAUACCCCGAGCUCCUUAGAAGGGCGAUUCAUCAGCUGCAUUUCACGCAAUCAUGUAAAGUUGCUCUGCACUACCGCUCGCGGUUCUGGGAGGACGGCAAGAAUGCGCAAAAUCGAGGCUGCGCCCGUGUGGAGAACUAUCCCGGUAUCGGCGAUAUGUGCUAUCCCCCGUAUCAAGUGAAUAGCACGGGCCCGGCAGUGGUUCUAGCUUCCUUCACUACGGGUAACAUAGCCCGGACGAUGUCUGCGCUGGGAGAGGCAAACCACGUCGCUCUGGCGCAGCGAGGCAUGGUUCGCCUUCAUGGGAAGGUUGCCGAUGAGGAGUUCACCGGUAUGUGGGUUGGAUCUUGGCAUAGAUAUGGAGAUGGCUGAUUUCUGGUCUGAUAGGAGUAUACGAACGGCUGUGCUGGGAAAACGAUGAGUUCACAGGUGGGGCCUGGGCGUCUCCCCUCGGCGAUCAACAAGAGACGUUCGGCUUAUACGCAUGCGUGGCUUUCAUCGGCCGUGGACUCGGCCUUUCGCGGCACGGUGCAGUUGUUGCUGGACCUGGGUCUGGUGGAUGAAGCCAGGGAAAUUGUGGAAACAUGGGGAGCAAGAUGGAUCACAUUGUAAGGGCUGCUUCAAAGUUCAAAGGCUUGAGACUAUGCUGCCUUGAAUGAGGACGCUGG